AUGGAUGUAAACGUGAUUGCUGUUCAAAAUCCAAUAAAAAAGAAAAAAUGUCAUGGGAAUCUAAAAGAUCAACGUUUUCGAAGAAAGUGUCGUGCAAAAGGUAUGAAAUCAAGAAAAAUCGAAAAACUACUGUUUCAACGAAAGCUAAUUCAUCAUAAAAAGAAGAAUCCAGCUGAUAAUGCAAUGAAAAAUACAAUGAAAUUCAACAAUAAACCAGGACAUGAAAAUGUUACAUCGACUGAAAUAAAUUUAAUGAGAAAUCUUACGAAACGUAAAAGGGAUGUAUCAGUACAAGAUAUUAAAUCAAAUACAGAAAUAUCAAAAUCAACAAGUUCAAUAUCAGUCGUACAAACAAAAUUGAAAAAGAUGAAAAGAAGAAUUAACUUAAAUAUUGCAACGACGAUGACUAUCAAGAACAAUACUGCUUAUAAAUAUUAUCGACAACCAAUAUAUUUGAAACGUUCACCAAUGAUACUUAUUCAAAUGUUGACUAACAUAAUAAAUUAUAAUUUCAAGAAAAAAGAAGAACAAAUAUUUCUCUGCCAUCGACUUGAUCUAUUAGAUAAACAUUAUUAUUUACAAGUUCAUCAACAAUUAUGGCAAUCCUAUUCUGAUAUUGGGAUACAACAACAUCGUUGGCCAGAUCAAUUGUAUACAAUGACAAAAACAAAUGAUUUUCAGAUAUGUCGACAAUAUUUGGAUGAUCAUAUUAAUAUUAUCAAGAAAGAAAUAGAUACAUGUCAUAUUCAACUGAAUAAUCAAAAUCAAUCUUAUCUAUUAACAACAUUAUCUUUGGAUCAACUUGACCAUUAUCUAAAAGCAUUUGUUGAUUGUCAACGAAAAUAUUUAUCAAUGAGAAAUAAUAAACAAUUACAAAAAUUUAUAGAUAAUUUUCAUGAGAAACAAUUAUUUGAAACCAUCUCUGCAUACCAUCUUACCAUCGUAGAUCAAAAUCAAUAUAUCAACCGACUGAUGAAUAUACGAGAAAAACAGGCAACCAUCUACGAAGAACUUUUAAUGUUAGAAAUGCGAGUUUUAUACAAAUUUUUACCAAAAAAUUUCGAUCAACUAGAACGAUUUAUAGCACCGAUGAUUUAUUCACCAUUGAAUAAUGAUCAAAAGAUGAUUGAAGUUAGAAAUAAACGUUAUAAAACUAUUCAAGAAGCAAAACGUAUAUGGUUGAAUGUAUUUUUAAAAGUAUAUGAAGUUCAAUUACAAGAAUAUGAUCAACAAUAUGAAAAUGAAUUUUUACAAUUGCAAUCACAUCUACUCAACAAUACCAAUAAUAAUGGUUCAUCUGUUUACGAACAAAUACAACAACAUAUGAAUUGCCAAACAAAUAAAUUAAAACAGCAAGUUUCUAUGAAAAUACGAUCAUUACGAAGAAUCUUAAUAAAAAAUCGUCGACGUUCAUCAUCCGCUAAAAAUACUGCCGUUGUUUGGCCUGAGCCAUAUCUCGAUCUACUUACCAAUGUAUUUAAUCGAUACGAAUGGAAAUAUCUUUCAUUUGGUCCAUAUUGUAUACGAACAAAUCAAAGUGCUAUUCGUCCUCGGCAUCAACAAGAAAUUGCAAUUCAAAAAGAUCAUAAAUGUAUUUAUGACAAAGUUCGAAGUCAUAUAAAUGAGCAUUAUUUUGUUCCAAUGACAGCAACCAUUCUUAAACAAUAUUCAAAUCAACUACUUCAUGAUUUAAAUCUUUCUUAUUUUUCACCAUUAUCUUAUCAUGAUCAAACCUUAGCAUUAAAACAAGCAAAAAAAGUAGUUUCGAUUCAACGUAAAAUUAUAAAACAUCGUCUAAUUCUUCGUGUCACUGAUAAGGGUUACAAUUUUUAUAUUGAAAAUCCAUUUAAUAAGAUUCAAGAUAAUGUUAUUCAUUUACUCAAUCAAAUUCGUGCGAAAAAAUUCAUUCUUCAAUGGCAAUGCAAUAAAAUGAUGCCUAAUCGAAUAAAAUGUCAAUUAGCUCAUUUAUAUUUUAAUCCUAAAACUCAUAAGGAUGGUAUACCAGUUCGACCGAUUGAAAAUACUAUUCAUGCUCCAACAACAAAUAUAUCAAAUUAUUUAGAUGAAAUUAUUCGACCUAUAUUUGAUAAGGAAUGUCAAAAUACAACUAUUAUUGAUGGUACUUCAUUAAUUCAAGCACUCCAUCAAUAUAUGAGAAAAGGUCUUUUUAAAUCAACGACAUUAUUUUGUACAUUUGAUAUUCGUAAUUUAUAUACUAUGUUACCACAAGAAGAAGCAUUAAAUAUUCUCGUUGGAUUUCUUCAAGUUCAUGGUUAUACUAAAGUCAAAGGAAUUCCUUUAGAAACAAUAAGAUUAUUAGCUUCAAUUGUAUUGAAAGAAAAUGUAUUUGUCUACGAUAAAAAAAUUUAUCAACAAGUGCUUGGUGGUGCAAUGGGCUCAUCAUUUACAUUGACAUUAGCAAAUAUAUUCAUGUGGAAAUGGCAAAGAGAACUUGUCCGUCGACAAGAUAUGGCAGGCGAAUAUUAUGGACGGUAUAUUGAUGAUGUUUUUAUGACAUGGAAUAAAUCGGAAAAUGAAUUAAAGAAAGUAUUAGACAAUGCAAAUACUUGGCAUCCAAAUAUUAAAUUAGAAUAUAAAAUCGGUAGAAGCCUUCCAUUUCUUGAUGUUCUCCUUACAAAUAUGAAUGGCACUCUAUCAACAGCUGUGUAUCAUAAACCAGCAGCAGAACCCUAUGUUGUACCAUUUAUUUAUGAUCAUCCUCGACAUGUAUUCGAAAACAUUGUACAAACAAGUCUUCGACGUGCAAUUAAAUAUUCAUCAACUUUUCAAACAUUCAAUGAUGAGAGAAGAUAUAUCAAAUCAACAUUUUUGUACAAUGGGUAA
Molecule: messenger RNA, 2844 nt
Organism: Rotaria socialis
Lineage: Eukaryota; Metazoa; Rotifera; Eurotatoria; Philodinida; Philodinidae
Source: the annotation of a GenBank genome assembly